AUGGUUGUCCAAGGGUUACGGAAGGUGACUGUUGGUCAAAAUGGUGUGGGCUCAUUCAUAUUACAAUGCAAACGACUCGACUUCCAUUACUGCGACUGGAUGGGCUCUUCAAAGGGCAUGAACUCCUUCAUCGCCAAUUCUCUCCAAAAAUUCGCCGCUGCACAUCCUCAGAUCGAAAUCAACGUAUCACCACGACCUCGAAAACACCCAGUAAUAAUCGGUCACUACAUCAAUGGCCGCGAGAAAGCCGUCUGUGUGCGAAAUCUGCAGAAAGAACAAAUCCUAAAGAAGGCUGAGCUUCUGCGGGAUGCUAGUGGGGAGAAGCUGAAGAAGGUUACAAAGCCAGUUACUAGUAUCAAGGAGUCGGUCCGUGGCGUAUGGAGUCCUUAUCACGGAGGACCACUCACUGUAUAA
Mollisia scopiformis is the source of this 414-nucleotide messenger RNA. Its product is annotated as mitochondrial ribosomal protein-like protein subunit L51. Bases 1 to 414 code for a protein of 137 amino acids. Gene Ontology annotation, molecular function: structural constituent of ribosome. The record is from RefSeq and is a predicted model, not a curated record. Gene Ontology annotation, biological process: mitochondrial translation. Lineage: Eukaryota; Fungi; Ascomycota; Leotiomycetes; Helotiales; Mollisiaceae. The transcript is spliced from 3 exons. Gene Ontology annotation, cellular component: mitochondrial large ribosomal subunit.